UUUCAGAAGAAGAAUUAUAUGCACUCUCUGAGAAGAAACAACACUUGUUAAAAGAACUGGAAUCCAAGCAGAAAGAAUUGCAAGAAGCUGAAACUCUUGAAACUAGCCAACCAGACAGUAUCAGUGCACAUAAACUACAGGAGCUAAAUGAGCAAAGAAGAUGUUUAACUGUAGAGCUAGAGACAACUAUACAGGAUAUACAAAAAAUAGAACAUUGUGCUUCAGAAGAAGCCUUAAUGAGAAGAUCUGAGGAAAUAAAAUUGCAUAAAUUAUUUGCAUGGAAAAAACUUUUAUUGGAACAUUUGGAAUCAAAUCUGAAACUGCAUGAAGAAGUCCAGACUAUGCAACCAGAUAAUACCACUGAAAAAAAGAUACAGGAAACAAAUGAGCAAAGAAAACUCUUAACUGAAAACCUGGAGGCAGUUGUGGAAGAUGUAGAAGAAAUGAAAGAUUAUAUUUCAGAAACAGGAGGAAUUAUCAAAUACCUUGAAAAGGAUGUAAGUACACUCUAUCAGACGAAACAAUUGUUUUUGGAACAUUUGGAGACAAAUUUAAAGAACCUUCAAGAAGCUCAGACUGUUGCUACUACUCAUCCAAGCAGCAUCAAUGAACAAAAGGUUAGUGAUCUCACAAAUGAAAGAAGGCUUUUGAUUGCUGGUCUUGAAGCACUUAUUCAAGAUUUGCAAGAUAUGCUGGGUAUUACUAAAGAAAAAGUUAAAUCUAAAAAACAGGUUUUGGAGGAACUAUGUGAACAAAAAGGAUUUCUCUUAGAAAAUUUGGCAUCAAAUCUGAAAUACUUGAAACAAACACAGUCUCUUGCAGCUGCUCAACCAGACAGUACUAAUGAGCAAAAUGUACAAGAACUCAUUGAAGAAAGAAAGCUUUUGUCUCUAGCCUUAGAGGGAAUUGUACAAAAUAUUCAAAAUAUACAGAAACUUGAAUCAAGCAAAGCUGAAAUACUAACACCCAGUGAAAUAGAGGAAUUAUCUGAGAAGAGAAGGUUGUAUUUGGAUAAUAUGGAAUUAAAUAUGAAAGAUUUGAAAGAUUUGCAGACCACUGCAUUUAUUCAGCCAGAUAAUGAGCAGAUAGUUCAACAGCUAGCUGAGAAAAAAAGAGCUUUGGUGGACAGUCUGCAUGGAAUUAUUCAAGAUAUGGAACAAGCACAAAACUUUGAUUUAGAAAAUGGUUUGAUGAAAAUAUCUGAUGAGAGAAAAAUACAUGAGCUGCUGGUGCUUUCAACACUAGAAUCAAACUUGUAUGAACUGGAAGAAAUAGGGGCUCUUUCAGAUAAUCAGCUGGAUGUUAUGAAAAGAAGAAUGCACAAUAUAAACGAACGAAGUAAGAGUUCAGUUCAAAGACAUAACAUAAUUUAUUCCAGAGAACAUUUAAAAGACAAUAUACUUGAUAGACAAAAAGAUGCAAUACAAGAAUUUCUUGAACGAAAAAAACAUUUGUUUUCAUAUCUGCAAGCAAGUAUCAAAAAUCUGCAACAAAAAGGCAUUAUUCGGAAAGAUGUAUCUGAAAAAGAUAUUCAGGACAGAGCAGAAAAAGAAAUGGAUUUGAAUGACUAUCUCAUGGUAUUUCCAAUAGAUAUACUACAAUCAGAGGUUGCUGCUUUUAGUGCAAAAUUCAAACCUGAUGAUGAGAAGACAGCAAAACGAAGAGCUUUGACUGCAAAACUAGAAGCAAAUGUAAGAGAUUUACAAGUUGCUUUUGAAAAAGAGAAAAUAGAAAAAUCCAGAGAGGAAUCAAGAGAUCACUUACAACCAAUAAUUAGAUGGAAGACUAGUAUAACUCAACCAUCAGAUCACCAACUGUUCAAGGCGUCACUUUCAGCACUACAAAUAACCAGACCUCCUAUGAUUAGAAAUCUCAGAUAUGAAGAGACCACCCUAGAUAGUACAAAAUCAGAUGGAAGACCCACCAGUUCUAUCAUACAGCAGCACAGCGAAAUUCUAAGGAGGGAAGUAGACUUGCCAUCUAAAUGUAAACUUGCCACACAGUCUUUGCACAGACCACCUGGUCUUUUACCAAGUGAACUCAGCAAGCAACCUGCAGUCAUUGCAUUUCAAGAAAUUCUAGAAUAUAACAGGACUCUGCUUCCAGGCCAUAAAACAAAUCUUAGGCAAGCAUUUCAAUUUGCACAGCAACGGUUACUACAGCAACAGACUAAUCUUCUUGCUGAAAGGUUAAAAGGUAUGUCAUUAUUUUUGCCCCAACCAGCUGGCACUAGUAGGUUCCAAGUGUUUAGUCUGCAACCUUCAAAACCAGUAUGGGAAGCAAACCAGUUAACACAGAAGUGCUAUUCCCAAAAGCUGAAUUUGUUAAAGAGAAGACUAUUGGGACCAGAGAUAAAAAGCAAUAUAAAAGGGGGCACUUGCUCUUCACCCUUUCAGGGACUAACUCCUCUGGCUAAUCAAGUUCAACAUUUGGAUUCAAUCGCUAUUUCUGGAAAGGGAUACCAUCCUCAGAGAAAACUUGGAACUUCUCCAGGUAUAUGGCAAAAUCUAAGAAACAACUGAUCUAAUUUUAGUCUUUUUUUGGAUUAAUUCAGUACUGUCUGCAGCUAACUUAUAACAUUCAACUUUGCUGAAUUGUGAUAAGGAAAAAUUAAGACAUACUUGAUGAAUCUGUUUUGAGACCUGUGAAAACUGUAAUCUGCAUUGGAAUGGCAGUUAAAAUAAAAGAAAGCUGAACUACCAGAA
Candoia aspera is the source of this 2705-nucleotide messenger RNA. RefSeq names its product nuclear anchorage protein 1-like. The record is from RefSeq and is a predicted model, not a curated record. Bases 237 to 2522 code for a protein of 761 amino acids. The transcript is spliced from 23 exons. Lineage: Eukaryota; Metazoa; Chordata; Lepidosauria; Squamata; Candoiidae.